This is a messenger RNA of Dichomitus squalens LYAD-421 SS1, 950 nucleotides long. Its product is annotated as 6-phosphogluconolactonase. The transcript is spliced from 2 exons. The record is from RefSeq and is a predicted model, not a curated record. Bases 1 to 783 code for a protein of 260 amino acids. Gene Ontology annotation, molecular function: 6-phosphogluconolactonase activity. NCBI's taxonomy places the organism in Eukaryota, Fungi, Basidiomycota, Agaricomycetes, Polyporales, Polyporaceae. Gene Ontology annotation, biological process: pentose-phosphate shunt; carbohydrate metabolic process.
AUGCCUCACACCGCACCAAAUCCUCCCGUCCUCUUCUCAUUCCCCUCCAGUGCCGAGCUCACCGAUGCCCUCGCCAACUUCAUUGUCAAGGCCCAAAAAGAGGCUGUUGAGAAGAAGGGACGCUUCACAGUCGCCCUCUCUGGUGGCUCUCUUCCCAAGCAGUUGGCCGCGCUGAUCAACCACCCGGGCGUUAAGUGGGACAAAUGGCACGUCUUCUACGCAGACGAGCGCGCCGUCCCGCUCGACCACGAGGACUCCAACCACGGCCUCGCCGUCCGCGAGCUCUUCUCCAAGAUCCCCGCCUCCCAGCCCCAGCCGACGAUCCACACGCUCAACCCCGAGUACCUCGACGACCUCGAGGAGCUCGCGGACCAGUACGAGAAGGAGCUCAUCCAGGAGUUCGCCAUGAAGGACUCGGCCCGCUUCCCCAUCUUCGACCUCAUCCUCCUCGGCAUCGGCCCCGACGGCCACACCUGCUCGCUCUUCCCCGGCCACGAGCUCCUCAGCGAGGAGGACAGGUGGGUCGCGUACAUCGAGGACAGCCCCAAGCCGCCCCCGAAGCGCAUCACGUUCACCUUUCCCGUCCUCAACCACGCCGCGCGCAUCGCGUUCGUCGCCGCGGACGCGGCCAAGGCCGACACGCUCCACACCGUGCUCGACGAGCCCGAGAAGGGGCUGCCCGCGAGUCGCGUGCGCCCCGCACACCCGGGGCAGCUCUACUGGUUCGUAGCCGACGCCGCGGCGGAGAAGGUGCAGUUUGCGCGAACACCGUUCAAGCUCUAGGAUAGAGAGUGCGGGACGCUAUAGACGAUGUCGCUGUCGAGUUUGAUUUGUUGGAAGAAGUCUAGUUUUGAGCCUGUAUUUUACGCCAUGCCAGAGACGAAGCUCCCAUGUAGCCCCUUGAUGCAUGCCGAUCUGGAUACCUCAUGCAGCGUAUACUCGGCCACAUC